AUGAAUGCAGAUGGAACUAUGCGGGGAGGCCACCGUCUCCUCUUGGACAACCUGGUGAGGGCACCAUCGCCUUUCGUCCAAGAGCUUCGACGGCAGCAUCUGCUGGAGUGCGUGCUGUCCACGGAGAAGCUCCAAAGGGCGUUGCGGGUGAAUCGACGCAAUCCAGGAGGCGGCAACACAGGCGAUGGGGAUAAUGGCCAGCCCACCCUGACUCUUGGCGCCGAUUAG
Molecule: messenger RNA, 228 nt
Organism: Symbiodinium pilosum
Lineage: Eukaryota; Dinophyceae; Suessiales; Symbiodiniaceae
Source: the annotation of a GenBank genome assembly